GACUGACUUGCUGGUGCACAAAAGUUGAUCCAAACCUGAUCGUGCGUCCUGGCGCACCGGGAAAGCGCGGCCAUGGGAGCUUCACAGACGCGCACAAGGCACAAAUAUUACGACCUUUCGGAGAAAACGGGAUUUUCUUUGGAGCAGAUCAACAAUCUUCAUGAAAGAUUCCUGCACCUGAGUGAAAAUGAAGACACGCUGAGCAGGGAGAACUUGAACCGGUUACCUGACCUCGCAAACAAUCCACUCAGAAAACAAAUUGUGGAAGCCUUCUUUGAUAAGAGGAACCAGCAUCAGGAGGAGGCGGGCUUCUUCCAGGAGAUUGGUUUUGAGCAGUUCCUCGUGGUUAUGUCUCACUUCCGUCCUCCAAAGACGAAGAUGUCAGAUGAGGACAAGCAAGCUUUAAGGAAGGAGAAGUUUCGCUUCCUGUUUAACAUGCACGACACAGACAAUGAUGGCACCAUCACGCUGGAGGAGUACAGGGAGGUAGUUGAGAAGCUUCUUUCAGAAAGUGGCGCCAUUGAGGAGCAGGCUGUCAAGCGGAUUGCAGAUGCUGCCAUGCUGGAAGUAGCGAGCACAAAUGUUCCCCAUAUGGCCCCAGAUGAAUUCUAUGAAGGAAUUACAUUUGAACAUUUUGAACAGAUUUUAAAAGGCUUCGAAAUGGAGUCCAGGAUGCAUAUCCGCUUUCUGGAUGGAGGCACAAGAAUGCGAUGUAGGAAACCAACCACUGGAAGCAGUUCUUAAAGAAAUAUUUGUCAUGGCUAUUUUAAGAAGACUCUCUCCAGUCCUUCAAUGGAAGCAAGUCAAACAUUGAUGUUACAGCACUACGCUUCACCUACACUAUACCCAAAAACCUUAAUAUACUAGAAAAAGGUUUCUAUUAAAUCUGAUUCAAAUCUCCCACUGAGGAACAACCAGUAAUGAAU
Molecule: messenger RNA, 926 nt
Organism: Thalassophryne amazonica
Lineage: Eukaryota; Metazoa; Chordata; Actinopteri; Batrachoidiformes; Batrachoididae
Gene: tesca
Product: tescalcin a
Exons: 9
Coding region: 73-744 (223 amino acids)
Molecular function (GO): calcium ion binding
Source: RefSeq, a predicted model, not a curated record